GUUUGUUGCAAAUUGCCAUUAUCUGUAAAUGCCCAAUCCACCCGGGGUAGUUCCAUUACCACGAGGCAGUAGGGGUCCCAGAAGCCUGUACUUGAAACGAAAUGGAGACAGCUUCGGGUUCACACUCAGGCAUUUUAUUGUAUACCCACCAGACUUAAUCGCUGAACAUUACGAUGGCCGUCACGCAGCCGUGGGCGCGUUGCUCGCGCCCAUGGACACCAUCUUCGUGAAGCAGGUGCGCGAACGCAGCGCCGCGAAGAGGGCUGGACUCCAACAGGGCGAUCGGCUGGUCGCCGUCAACGGGGUGCCUGUCAAAGACAAAGAGUAUUCCCAAGUAGUACAGCUAAUCCAGAACAGUCCAGAGUAUCUACAUCUGUUGUUUUUUGCCGAGACCGCCUACAACCCAGUAUCGAACCAACAGCCGGAUGUCCCGUACGACCGACAAUCCGCCCAGCAGUUCCUAACUCACCAUCUUGGCAGAGGAGGCGGUGCACCAGGGUUCCAGGUGGACGCCAUCUCGUGGCGAUCGUUGCAACAACCAUAUCACGGAUAUCCGCAGGAAUUUCCGCCUUUGCAAAGGGUCGCCUACGACAGGGGUCAGCGCAGUGCUGAUAGUCUCAUUUACAGCGAGCCCAAACGGCAUACCAGAAGGGAAAAUCAGCACGAGAUCUACGCGGAGAUCCACCCCCAUGAGUUUGUGGGCAGGCAGAAGUGCCGGGCCGCCCCCCAGGUGCCUCUUUACAGGAAGAUGGGCCGCAGGGCCAGCGAAGGCAGUGCGCACUAUGAUCCACCCGACGCUUCUAGUCUGAGCACCGAGGAGGAUUACGCUAUGAAGACGGUUUAUAAGGGUAUGCAGAGCGCGGACGUGCCUUCAGGCUACCCGAAUACGGCAGGUUGUCGGUUGAGCCUGGACGUGGGACGUCGAGAGAGCACCUCUUCGCUGUCGUCCUCGAUUGCAGAUGGUAGCAAAGAUAGUUUAGCUAGCUACGAUUCAGCGGCUACGCUUACCGGACACGAAACGGACGAUUCCGCCAUCAUGACGAGGUUCCGUAAGAGUGUCCAACAAAAAGAAGAAUUCCUGAGAACGCCUGCUGUGAAUACUGUAGAGCAAGCGUUAAUACGCAAAGAAUUCUACGGUAGGCCGAAGAAGCUUGAGAAGCAAAUGUGGCCUCCGACAGAAUCGCCGAAGGCUUCGAAGCCUACACAUCAGAAUGUGCUGCGUGUGAAAGGGGAUAUCGAAAGCGAAAGGGACAUGGUGGGAAUGGGAGGUGGUGCAGAUUACAGCAUGCCUCAACAGAAAGGGGUGACUUCUCCUAGAGAAAGGGGGAUGAAGUCAGAUUUAGACAGGGUAUACGAAGCUGCCACUGCUCCUGGAGGCUACGACAGCCUAGAACCAUUGAAUGGGUCAGCAGUCGAGGAAGCCUACAUGGACGAUCAAAGGCAGUACCACUCGCUACAAGUGGUCCACCGGCGUGCGCGCGACUUCGAAUCGGGGCGGCCGCCGCCCCCGGACGAUGAUCCGACCGCAGCCGCUCGUCUGACAGCGGCGGGCAGCGAAUUGGCUCGCUUAGGGGCCAAACGACUGCAGCCUCGCGUCACUGAAAGAGCCAUGGAGUACGACGCGCGAGCGGCCACCGUGUCACCGCCCCCACAGCAACAGGGAGAGACGGGGGCAGCGGUACCGGCGAUCAGAAAACAGCCGCAGGUGUACAGGGAUAGCAGGAGUCUGGACGGUUCAGGCAGCAACGCCAGCAGCUCGAGCAUUCCCGAGGAUGGCGAACAUUCGUUGCCGUACGCCAGCAAGCGACUUUCCGGUAAUGUCACCAUUACCAGCGGAAGUAAAUACUUGCAUUGCCCGCCCCCAGACGCAAAUGGCGAAGCAUCACCAGACUCCUCCAAAGACAAUGAGGUUUGGAAGCUGCGAGUGCGAUCUAGUUCGGCUGAAUCAUGGAUGCCGGAAAGGAACAAAACUACUGACGACAUCCUCCCCGCUGUAUCCGUGACGCCUCCCGCACCGCCCCCAACGUCUACCGCCCAGCAGCAACAAGCGCCGCCCCAGACUGUGGUUGCCCGCCCUACGGUAUUGCAACUGGACGAGCCGCCCCGGCGGCCCGUUAGAGGGCACUUCCUCAGGCCGCCCAACAUGGCUGCCCUCAUGGCUGAUUUGGAAGAUAAACCUGUGGUUGUUAAAAGGAGAACUAAAAAUACUAACAUUGCCGACGAUGAAAGAGCGACACGAAGGGAGUCAUACCUCAAAGCGACCGAAGGAGGUCGAAUGCACAUUGACAGCGACCUCAGCGAUGGAGGAGACACAUCACCUCAUGUUCUCAGAAGUGCACAUAAGAGGUGGAGACCUCCAUUAUUUCCUGGGGAUAUUCAACAGUUGCGAAAAUUAUUCGAGGACGCUGCCGCUUCUUUGGGUGGCAGUGCAAGCAGUAGUAGUGUGUCCUUAGACAGAGAAAAGAGCACAGGCAGCCCGGUUCCGCUGGAAAAAGAAAAAUACAACAUCAUCAAGGAAGGAGUCCUCAACUGCAAAAUUCUUGAGAUCGACGGGAAGCGCGCUACUGAUCGAUCAUGGAAGCAAGUCCACGUGGUGCUCAAAGGACCCAAACUUUACAUGUACAAAGAUAAACAUCACCAAGUAAGUACUACAUUUUUACUAUAA
Molecule: messenger RNA, 2665 nt
Organism: Acanthoscelides obtectus
Lineage: Eukaryota; Metazoa; Arthropoda; Insecta; Coleoptera; Chrysomelidae
Source: the annotation of a GenBank genome assembly